Molecule: messenger RNA, 2726 nt
Organism: Sceloporus undulatus (fence lizard)
Lineage: Eukaryota; Metazoa; Chordata; Lepidosauria; Squamata; Phrynosomatidae
Gene: DBP
Product: D-box binding PAR bZIP transcription factor
Exons: 4
Coding region: 295-1095 (266 amino acids)
Biological process (GO): regulation of transcription by RNA polymerase II
Cellular component (GO): nucleus
Molecular function (GO): RNA polymerase II cis-regulatory region sequence-specific DNA binding; DNA-binding transcription factor activity, RNA polymerase II-specific
Source: RefSeq, a predicted model, not a curated record
AAAGCUGCACACAGCCUGGCCACGGGACGCAGCAGGAGGGAGGGAAACGUGCAGGCGGAGUAGAGCUGGGGAGUGCUCUGCCCCGGGAAACACUCUCUCACAAGUCUUUUCGCACGAGCAAGCGGGCAAAGAAGGGCAAGGAGGAAAGGCUGGUACCAUCACAGGGGCAUUCAGGGUGCCACCCAGGGUCAACGCCUCACCACUAAGGGAGGGAGAGAAGGAGUCACAGGAGAAGCCUAGUGAGCAGUACCCAGUGUCCACAAGCUGGCAUUGAGUCUCUGGUUGGCACACAUCAUGGGAGGAGGACACACCGACCCUGAUGGUGUUAUCAAAGACAAGGAGCGCAAAAUGGAAGAUGACCUAAGUAUUUCACGACCAGGACACUGUGCAUACCUGGGCUCACUCCUCUGGGAGCGCACUCUGCCCUACAAUGAGAUUGAAUAUGUUGACUUGGACGAAUUUUUACUGGAAAAUGGCUUGCCCCCAAGCCCAGCCCAUCAACCCUUUUCACCAAGCAGCCAACCCACUCCUUCACCUUCCAGCGGAGUUGUCGUGGACCUUAGCCGUCCGGCUUCUUGCGCAUCGUCGUCUUCUGUCUGCUCUUCCUCCGGUGAAGGCCUAGUGGGUAGCGAUUAUGACCACCACUGCAGCAAGACAGGUCCCAUCACCCCUGUGUCCCGAAGCACGCCCAGCCCUGUGGACCCCGAGGCAGUGGAGGUCCUCAUGAACUUUGACCCUGACCCAGCGGACCUGGCACUGUCCAGCAUCCCAGGACACGAGACCUUUGACCCCCGUAAACAUCGGUUCUCUGAAGAGGAGCUGAAGCCCCAGCCCAUCAUGAAAAAGGCCCGGAAAAUACAAGUUCCAGAUGAGCAAAAGGAUGAGAAAUACUGGAACAGGCGCUACAAGAACAAUGAGGCAGCAAAACGCUCCCGAGAUGCCCGCCGCCUGAAAGAGAACCAAAUCACCGUGCGGGCGGCCUUUCUGGAGAAGGAGAAUGCUGUCCUCCGCCAGGAAGUGGCUAAUAUCCGCCAGGAACUGACCCGCUACCGCAGCAUCCUCUCCAAGUAUGAAUCUCAGCAUGGCACCUUGUAAAACCCAUGGCAAGGAUGCUGCGAUUUUCUCUACCGUCCCACCAUUGAAGUGGUGGUGGGGCCACCCUGGUUUUUCAACCCUGACCCCCGUCUUCCCGAACCGGGCAAACAAAUAAUCAAACAACAGAUGUUUGGAACGAGGGGGAAAAGGUCCGAAGCGGGCGAAUUCCCCUAUGCGGGGACUACCGUGGUCCGGGUGCAGGACAGAAGGGAUAAGACUUCGUAGGGUUGGCACGCGCUGACCCUUUGCUAAGACGAGGGCAGUGACUUCGAGAUGUUGAACUUGGGCAUCGUAGGCACACGGAAAACACACCGCAAAAAAACCAACAACACAAGGGCUCUAUAGCACGCUGGAAGAUGUAUUGCACACACACACACAUACACACACACACACACACACACACACUGUCUAACAUACAUACACUAGAGUUUGGCUUGUUGGCAGACUUUUCUAUCUUAAAUGACAGAAUUCAACUGCAGAUUUCCGCAUCUGCUCACUUCUGUCAUACGUGGCAUUUCGGCCGGUGACCCGUCUGGCCCCAGGAGGUGUCUGGCGUGUCAGGACGGCUGGGUUCGUUUUCUUUCUUGCUGUCUCUUUGACAGCUGGUGCAUCUUUUUUACAGCAGGUGUUUGCACACAACUUACCCAUCCCUUCUUCCCUUUCCCCUUUGACUUCUUGUGCGAGGCAGCACUUGAGGAUUUGGAAAUUGCAAUCAGCUGCCCAAUGUGAACCUUGGGACCUAGGUGUUCUGGGCUCCCAUCUCACCCUGUUGAACCAUGAGGUCCUACCAAGCCCUUCAUUAGAGAACCCAGGAGUCCUGGCACCCUGAAAAAGAGGACAAGGAGGAGUUGUUUCUUUUGAUGCCAGUAAAUCUCUUCUGCCUACAAAAUGCCAAAUUUAGAACAGCAAAAGAGUUGCACACUUAUAUUUUUUCCACAAUUGAAUGAAAGGAGCUUUGUGUCAGAGGGCAGAUAUAGGGGCUAUUAGUUCAACUAUUCCAGUUUUCUUACUAUGAUACCUUUUUUUUUAGUUCAAAAGCAAGUGAUGGUUUCUGUUCCCCCCUGCCUUCCUCAUGUUUUGUCUCCAGCACUGUCUGAUGUCAUCAUAUGUACAGAAACUCGAAACACAAAACCUCAUUGGUGACCCUCCAUAAAUAUGAACAGAUAUAUAUAUAUAAAUAUAUGAUUUUCUCUUUUUUGUAAAAACAAACAAUAUAUAUAUAUAUAUAUAUAUAUAUAUAAAGAGAGAGACUCCAGGAGAGACUUGAGAGAUUAAACUUUGUUCUUCUAUAGGGGAAAGGAUGGUUCUUUCGUACAGAAAGGGAAUGGGGAAAUAAUGAUCUUAUCUCCUUUGGGGAGGUUCCUGGUCUUUUUAAUUUUCCAUGUAAUAAGUAUUGCUGCGGACUUUUGAAAGAAAUUGACAACGGUGGGAGACUUUUUCAAAAGGAUGUUUACAAUUGUAUACUGUGAGCAAUGAGGAAUAAAGAAAGACAGGAUUAAAAAAAAGAAUACCUAGACUUCUUUUAUGUUUGUACUUAUGUGUCUGUGUGUUGAUACAGUCCGAAAUCGAAUUCUUGGGUUGGAGAGACACCGAACCAAAUUAAUAUACAUUGAGUGACUUGCCAAGUCAAU